AUGGAUGCAUCAUCAGCAUCAUCGAACACACCACCCAAGAUCAAGAACAGCUACAAGUGGUUCCCGUAUUUCAGGGAUUGCAUUGGAGCUAUUGAUGGUACUCAUGUGACUGCAAAGGUACCAAGAUCAAUGUCUGCAGUAUUCCGCGGGAGGAAGCACUACACCAGCCAGAACGUGCUAGCAACUGUGGAUUUUGAUAUGAGGUUCACAUACGUGCUUGCUGCGUGGGAGGGUUCAGCUCAUGAUGUGAGCAUCCUGGCCGACAACUUGUUAAGGCCUGAUGGGUUGAAAAUCCCUGAGGGUUGGGGCAAGGAUGAGUUCUUCGAAGAGGUUAUCACUUUUGAUGAAGUAGAGACCGGCCAUGGCAUGGAUGCGGGCGACAAUGAAGCCUGGAAGGAGAAGAGGCAAGAGUGGGCAGACGCAAUGUGGGAAGCCAGAGGCAACACCACCAUCUGA
This is a messenger RNA of Lolium perenne, 456 nucleotides long. NCBI's taxonomy places the organism in Eukaryota, Viridiplantae, Streptophyta, Magnoliopsida, Poales, Poaceae. The record is from RefSeq and is a predicted model, not a curated record.